AUGGGCCGGACCGACCUCAUAGUGCACAGUAUCGAGAAGGCCCCGGGCGUGACGUUAACCUGCUUGACUCUGACUAGAAGUAGUAGUACAACUAGUCGUGUGUUAGUAGUACUUGAAGUUGACGUCUUCUGCGUUCUUCUCCUCCUGCAGCUGGACGGAGGAGUCGUCAGUCUGAGCAUGGAGGAGAUCAAGAGAGUUUACCCCAACGUCAAGUCCCUGGUGGGCAACUCUGUGUAUGUGAAGGCCUCCGUGCUCACCAAGUCAGGCGGCGACCUGGUUGAAGCUCAGAAGACGGGCAUCAAGAUCGUGGAGUCUCCGUAUGUCCUUUCCUUCAAAGACGUACCCAAGUUCUUCAAGCCGGGCCUGCCCUUUGACCUCACAAUCGAGGUGAACCACCACGACGGCUCCGCGGCCCGGAACGUUCUGGUCCACUUUGGGCUGCUGAAGGAGCCCAUACUCGUCUUCGGCAGCAACAGAGUCGCCGUGGACAUGCCCGCUGGUGGAGGCCCUCAAACCAUCACGGCUGAGACCGUGCAGGCUGACCUGAGACCAGAGCAGCAGGCCAAGCACCAGGUCACCGUCCGGCCGUACGCCGCCUUCGACCCGCGCCAACAGAACUACCUGCACAUCUCCACGCCGACCAACGCCGCGUCUCUGGGAGACCGACUCCCGCUGAAGCUGACCGUCGCGCCGGCCAACCCGACGCACCGAGCGCUCGUCACGCAGGUCACCUACCUGGUGCUGAGUAAAGGCAAAAUCCUCGUCGGCGAGCGCGCGGAUGUGACGGGUCAGCAGGUCACCAGCGUCGGGCUGACGGUCACCCCGGAGAUGAUGCCGUCGUUCCGUUUCGUGGCGUUCUACGUCAUUCCCUGGGAGGGGCGGGAAGAGGUGGUGUCGGACUCCAUCUGGGUGGAUGUGGCCGAUUCCUGCGUUGGAGGGCUUAAAGUCGGGCCGGCGGACGGCGUUCAUCGAGACUACGCGCCCGGGAAGAACUUUAAAUUUCAGGUCCGCGGCGAUCCGGGGUCAAAGGUCAACCUGGUGGCUGUGGACAACGCUGUGUAUCUGCUCAACCGGGACCGACUUACACAGAGGAAGAUUUGGGGCGCGGUGGAGCUCGGCGACAUGGGCUGCACCCGAGGGGGCGGCAGAGACGCCACAUCCGUGUUCUCGGACGCCGGACUGCUCUACGCCUCCAGCGCCGGGGUCAGAACCCAAACCAGACAAGUCCUGCAGUGUCCACGCAGCGCCAGAAGGAGGCGCUCUGCCGAACUGUUGCGGCGUAAAGCCCAGCUGGAGGACCAUUACAGGGAGCAGCUGCAGCGGCGCUGCUGCCGGGACGGCCUGAGGGAGAUCCCCAUGCGCUACUCCUGCACCAGGCGCUCCCUCUACAUCACCGAGGGCUGGGAGUGCAUGAGGGCCUUCCGCUACUGCUGCGCCGCCUUCAGGGACCAGGAGUUUAACACCGAGAUUCCCACCACGGUGCCCCCCUGGACCACAGCGCCCCCCACCACCACCACCACCACCACCACCAGCAGGCCCAGACCCACUUAUGUAGCCCGUCCUUUUGGGAGAAUGGAUGUGUCUGUGCGCAGAGGCUUUGUCCACCUAGAACGAGAGCGUGUUAUGGAGCGAGCUCACUCCCCGGUCCUGGCUGCACGACCUGAAGCUGAACUGCAGUUGACCCAUUCAAACGCAAACAAAAUGGCAGAAAAAGAGGCGGAAGAUGAGGAGGAGGAGGAGGAGGAGGAAGAGUAUCUGGACGAGACUCAAGUGUAUCUGCGAUACAAGUUCUACGAGUCUUGGCUGUGGACGGACGUUCACCUGCCCGACCGAGCCGAGGCAGACGGGUUGGCGUGGAAGGACCUGGAGCUCCCUUUACCGGACAGCAUCACCGAGUGGGGGCUUCUGGCCGUCAGUGCAUCACCUCACACAGGCUUCUGUGUUGCGGAGCCGUACAACGUGAAAGCGUGGAAGCGUUUCUUCGUGGACCUGAAGCUGCCGCAUUCAGUGGCGAGGAACGAACAGGUGGAGAUUAAAGCGGUGGUGCACAACUACGGCUACGACGACGUGCAUGUCCGGGUGGUGCUGAUGAAGACAGAAGGUAUUUGCAGCAUCGCCUUCAAGGACAAACACACGCAGGAAGUGACGCUGCCGGCCGGCUCUUCCAUCGCGGUGCCGUACACCAUCGUGCCGCUGGAGGUGGGGAAGCUUCCUCUGGAGGUGGCGGUGGUGGCCAGAGACAUGAGGGGGUCGGACCGGAUGCGGAAGCUCCUCCGGGUGGUGCUGGAUGGAGUGCAGAAGACUGAAGUUUGGACCACCGUGUUGAACCCGUCUGCUGAGGGAGGGACGCAAACUGUUCGUGUGGGGAAGAUGGACCUGGAGUCCGUUGUGCCGAACUCUGUGCCGGAGACAAUAAUCAGUGUCAGAGGCAGCGUGUUGGCAGACAGCAUCGAUAACUCCAUCAGCGAGGACUCCCUGGCCUCUCUGAUCCGGAUGCCCGGCGGCUGUGUGGAGCAGAACUUGGCGAGCAUCACGCUGCCGCUCAUCGCCUCCCUCUACCUGGAGCGGACCAACAACUGGGAGAGUGUGGGGGUGGAUCGCAAGGCCGAGGCUCUCCGCUACAUCAGGAAAGGUGUAACUGAGGGAAAUAAAGUAACAUGAAGGGCUA
Gasterosteus aculeatus aculeatus (three-spined stickleback) is the source of this 2668-nucleotide messenger RNA. The record is from RefSeq and is a predicted model, not a curated record. Lineage: Eukaryota; Metazoa; Chordata; Actinopteri; Perciformes; Gasterosteidae.